AUGCCUGAGCUGGCGAUCACCUCCAGACUCUCAGAAGACGACUGGCAUAAUGUCACAGAUCCCAAGAAGAGGAAGAAAAUCCAGGACAAGCUGGCUCAGCGAGCGAGACGAAAACGCCUCCGCGAAGGAAGACAAAUUCCACAGCCGACGAGCCAACAAGGUCAAGAGAAGGCUAGCCAUGCCAGCAACAUGAAUGCUUACCAAUAUGAUGCGUUCGGCUCGAAUGCUCCUGUUGACCUUCCCAAUCGUCUCGAUCUGAUGCCACGCCUCGAGGAGCUUACUAUUGCUCCACCAUUGUGUCGAAAAUGCUCAUCUCAAAUUACAGCCGCUGGACCGGCUCUCGAUAUUGGCUAUGAACCUUGUCCUUCCAUGACCGUCAUCUCUGCUAUGUACAUCAACGGCGCCAUCAUAGGUCUCAAGAGCUGCACGGUUAUCCCGCAGACGUCGUCACCCACGGGCCCGGACGUUCCGAUAUCCUUACAGCCCACCUUUCUCCAGCUGACCACUAUACAUCAGCCGGGCAUUGAUCGUUUCCCGUUUCCCAAGAUGCGGGACAACAUGAUCAGUAUGCACACCAUGAUUGACGAGGAGGAUUUUACCCACGAUCUGUGUACUCGACCGAGUUUCACCAUUUCGCCCGGCAUGGCUCCAUGGGAUCCUAAGGCCUGGAAGAUCGAGACAUAUUUCGCUGCUAAGUGGGGUUUUCUGUUUUAUUGA
Cladophialophora yegresii CBS 114405 is the source of this 717-nucleotide messenger RNA. RefSeq lists its product as uncharacterized. The coding region runs from base 1 to 717 and encodes 238 amino acids. The transcript has 2 exons. NCBI's taxonomy places the organism in Eukaryota, Fungi, Ascomycota, Eurotiomycetes, Chaetothyriales, Herpotrichiellaceae. The record is from RefSeq and is a predicted model, not a curated record.